GAUCAAGGCCAGACUCGAGGAGCAGGGCGUCGCGGAGCACAUCGUCAAGGCGGCCAAGGAGACGGUCUGUGUGCUUGAGGCAGCUUUUGCGAAGGAGGCCGAGGCGGACAAUGAGCACGAGAUCCAGGCUGUGGCUUGGCCGGGUGACGCUUGGACAGUGAAGUUUCUUUGUGGGCGCUGCGGUUGGCUGGCGGACGAGCUGACCAACAUCCACCGAUCGUGCAGCAGGCUGGGGCGGAGACGCCCGACACAGGCGGUGGAGCAGCUCCGUGAGGUUGCUAAGGAGGAGGCGGGCCCCCGACCACGAGCGGCUCGCAACAUCCUGGACGCCCUCGGCUUCAAGCACGAGACGGGCAACCCGGCGGAGGAGCAGCGCAGCUUGGCAAGAGGACCCUUCGGGAAACGCGGCUGGCUUCGGAUGCGGCGCGGUCCUCUACUUCGGCUUUUCGGGCGGCGGCUGGAACCUCAAGAGCCACACGGACGUGGAGCGGCGUCAGCAGGCGUGGCCAUCAUCACGGACGUGCCGGCCCAGCAAGUGGAGAUUCCGCAAGCUAUGGCUUAUGAUGGCCGUGUGAUGGCCUUGAAAGUGGGGAGGAAAGGCCUCCGACCGCUCCUUGUGCUGAACCUCUACCUGCCUGCCGGCGACAAGAUCCCUGGCAACCACAUCGCGCAAGGAGGCCAUACAAUGGGCGCGAGACACGGCGGCGACUGGAACCGGACUGAGGACUCCUACCCCCUGGCCGGCCUCUUGGCUAAAGGGGCUGUCUGGACCAUGGACGGCGACCAGCUUCUCCGAGAGAGCACUUUUCGUCGAUCGGGGCACCUGUCCACGCACAUUGACUUUGGCUUGGCUUCGCCGCAGCUCUUGGUGGAGGACAGGGCGCAGCUCCUGGGCGUCGCGGACCACGACCUCGUCACUUACCGGCUUCGUGCUUUUCCGGAAGAGGACGCUUGUAGGUGGCAGCCGCAACGCCGGUUGGUGGCGACGGAGCCGACUGACUGGGAUGCUGGUUGGGCCGACUUCGCGGCUGACUUUGCGGCGGAGAACGCUAUGGCGGAUGACCAGGCUCGACCUGCUCGCCCUCGUGCGCUACCAGGCCGACCAGAGGCUGAGGCGUGUGGCACGGAGGGGAUCGGAGGCGACCAGGAAUGGCGAUGCCAGAUUGCGGCAAAGCUGGACCGCGACCUCGACGAGCGGGCGGGCACGUUCCCUGACUUGCCGCAGGUUGUGGGCUAUGACAACGUCGCCGGCUUCCUGAACGACAAGACUGAGGAGGAGGCGCAGAGAGCCCGCGCAGCGCGCAUCCAGAGGUGGAAGCACGACAUCCAGGAGGACGUCGGAGCCAUGGCCAGAUGGAUCACGGCCAAGGUCACCAACGAGGCGUGUGAUGUGAGCCAGUUGGGUGAGUGUCCGAGCAAGGGCGCGGCAGCAGAGCGCUUGAAGGCUUCUUUGGACAAACUUUGGGGGGAGGCGGCCAACUUUGACGCUCGCCUGCAUGGCUUUCUGCAAACCUUGGGGCCAGCUAUUCCGGCGGCCGAGCGCGAAGUCCACUUCGACGGCCAUCUCAGGAGGCGGGCGCGGAAGGCAAAGCGCAAGGCGGGCGGGCUUGAUGGAUGGACGGGCGAGUUGGUGGCCCUUCCUUUGAACUUCUUCGACAAGCUGGCGAGGAUUUGGACCGCCAUCAUCAAGGGGGGCAGGCUCCCUCUUGGUUGGAAGCAGGUCAGGGUGGCGGGCAUUCCGAAACCCGGUUGGAGGUCUUCAAGCGCUGGCGCUUACGCAGCUGGCAUGGAGGUUGGGGGCGUCCGAGAUGCUGGCGCAGCUGCGGCCUGUGCGUGGAUGCCGGAGUGUCUACAUGGCGGGCUUCCCGGGCGCUCUGUCGACGCCAUCAAAGAGCAACUUGGCUGCCUCUUGGACAAGCGGGUUUCUCCGCAAGCAGCCCUGGCUGUGCUACGGUGGUGGGGCGCUCCGGAGUGGCUGGCGACGAUCCUUGAGGACUUCUACACAGAGCAGGAUAGGUGGGUGGCAGUCGCUGGCGUUUUUGCCUCUUCACCUGUGGGGGGGGCCUUCUCCCCGCUCCUCUUGAACGCCAUGAUGGGCAUUUGGAGCAGGCGCGUCCAGAACCAAGUGGACGGGGAGCGGUGCAACGUUUGGAGACGGCCCCGGGCUGGCGCAGUUGCAGACGAGAUGCUUGGCUUUGACGUGGAGCAGCGCGAGGCCCUCAUGGAGCACGCGGACGUCCUCGACAUUUUUCAGACAGAUUUCGUACUGCUUGGCAUCCCAUACAGGCUCACCGGGCAUCAGGCCUUCGACGCCAAGGACGUGACCAAGGAGCUGCGGGAGCGAG
Molecule: messenger RNA, 2345 nt
Organism: Symbiodinium pilosum
Lineage: Eukaryota; Dinophyceae; Suessiales; Symbiodiniaceae
Source: the annotation of a GenBank genome assembly